This is a messenger RNA of Acaulospora morrowiae, 3138 nucleotides long. Lineage: Eukaryota; Fungi; Glomeromycota; Glomeromycetes; Diversisporales; Acaulosporaceae. The record is from the annotation of a GenBank genome assembly.
AUGCGUGUAUUUAACCUUUUUCGUUCUCGCAACUUCAAACAGUAUCCAGGUGUACACCAGAGAAAUACCUCGAAUCUAGACGCUCCAAGCGGUCCACGUCAGUUCCCAGAUAGCACUCUCGUAAAUAACAGGAAGAGCAAUGUUAGCAUUAGCAGCGUUGGCAAAGACGACUCUUUGAAAAUGUCAAAUAAAUUCCUGGCACCCAAUGAACCUGUCAAAAUUGUGAAUGGUCACUCGUCUCACACUCAAACCAACAACUACUUCUACAAGGACAACGCAAAUCAACAAUUCUCCCUAGAGACUUCGUCGUCGGCGAGCAGUGAUUUCGUUGUUACCUCUUCACCAACACUGACCCCACCGGUCACCGAAUCUGGUCGCUCCUCGAUACUGUCAAGCGGCGCAAAGGGUUUCGCCGAGACCUUUUCCUCAUCGAGCAACGACGAAGAGUCGAGCAUCGAAAAUGGCGAGGGUAGCGCGGACGGUAUAAAAAGUGCGUCGGAUACAAUUUCUUCCUCAUCAAAGCUGACCAUACAAAGUUUGCAGCCCGCAUCAUUCUCUGAAACCUAUUUACCCAUAAUAGAUAACAGUCAUUCAAGGAGUGAGCAUCUUGAUGGUGAGAAAUCGAUCAGCAUGCCCUCAACCCCUUCUGACUCGAACCUACCGGAUUCUUGGUCCUACAAGAAUGAUGAGGCGAAUCACUCGCAAGGCGGUUAUUUGACGCCGAGUUCUCCAACAAAGUUCAAACAUCCCUACUCCUUGUCAACGUCUUCGGUAAAUAAGAUGGACGCCGAACAAUCUCAAUCCGAUUAUCAUAACACCAUAAAACCUUCUUUGCCAACAUCACCAAUCCCUCCGCAGCAAACUGAGAGACUCCUCUAUCACAAAAACUCCCAAUCUGGCGCUUACAAGUAUAGCUACACCUCGAAGCUACGAAAUAAUUCGACCAACCUCAAUCACAAUACGGGUCAGAGGCAUUCGGAUACGGCGCCCAUCGGUCCGAUUCCUACCAGCCCAUUCACAAACAACGGCGAUUACAUGCGGUCACAUAGUUUCGACACGGGUGAUCGGUCUAGGUCCGAUGGUCCUUCAAAUGGUCCUUACGGAAUUCCCGGUGAUCAAAAGUCUCCCACCGCUUCGAUCCCCGCAAAACCCAGUAGCCCUCCGCACAUUCCGAAACGUCGCGGUUCGACGCCAUCAAAGAGCAAACGAAUAGCCUCGCUAUUCAAGAGGUCCAAGGAACAGCAUCCCGAUUACGUGAAAGCACUACAGGCCCUGGAUGCGAUGCGUUUUCAAGAAGCCAUCACGUUGUUCACCAAAGUUCUCGUUCAAUAUCCCACGAGUUAUUCGGUUCGAUGCGACCGCGCAUAUGCUUCCUACCAGGUGGAGGAAUGGGAUCGUUCGCUGAGUGACCUGAACAAUGCCAUCUUAAAGAGACCGAAGAAGCCACGUGCGUAUUCCUUGCGUGGUGAAGUGUACAGACUACUAAGGGACUAUCAAAAGGCGUUGUACGAUUUGAAUAAAGCGUUGAGAUUGCAAAGGAAUGCCUUUUCACUGAGAGCUCGAUCAGAGGUGUUUCAUUCAAUGCGUAGGUACGAGGACGCGCUCAAAGAUUUGAACGAGGCAUUGGAGCUUGAGCCAAUGAAUAUAUACACCCUCACGCGAAGGGCAAAGGUAUACUGUUCGCUCAAUCAAUACGGGAACGCUUUAAAUGACCUGGGCGAAGCGCUGAAAUUUGAUAGCGCCAACGCUCCGUCAAUAUUGGCCAACCGUGGUGAGAUCUACCGAACCAUAGGGAAUUACGAACUGGCUCUCGAAGAUCUAAAUCUCUCGUUGAAAAGUGAGGAGAAUACGAUGGCGUUGGAAAGGCGUGGAAACGUGUAUCGAUCAUUGAACAGAAAUAAAGAAGCGUUGGCAGAUUUCGACCGAAUACUGAGUUUGAACUCACGAAGUUUCUUUGCUCACAAGAAUAAGGCGGAGAUCCUUCACUCAAUGGGAAACCUCGAUGAGGCAUUGACACACAUGAACAUUGCGAUACUGAUAGAACCCACCCAUUUUCCACUUCUGAAGUGCCGAGGGGAAAUCUAUCAAGCACAGAGAGAUUACGAUAAAGCCAUACAGGACUUCAAUUCGGCCUUAAAAAUCAAUCCCAACAGCGCCGAGGUAUUAAGAAAUCGAGGAGAAAUCUAUAGAUUGCUACAGGAUUUUAAUAGUGCACUCGUUGAUUUCACAAAAUCCCUGGAGAUCGAGCCAAAAGACGUUUUCGCGUUGGCCAGACGGGGCGAGGUGUACAGAAUGUUGAAACAAGGCAACAAGGCUCUUCUAGAUCUAGACGAAGCCAUAAAAUUGGAACCCGAUAACGUCAUGGCCCGAGAGAGUCGAGGUGCCGUGAAUCGAACGUUCAGGCGAUACGAAGAGGCCUUGAGGGAUCUGGACGAGGCGAUAUAUCUCAAUCCCGAUUCGAUAUUCGCGCUAACCAAUCGUGGGGCGGUUUACUACAUGCUGAAAAGACACUACGAAUCAUUGAUGGACCUUAAGAAGGCAUUGAAAUUAGAUCCCAAACACAUCUUUGCAUUGGAGACCCGAGGAGCGUUGUAUAAUGCGCUGGGAAGAUUUGAAGAAGGUUUGGUGGACUUGAAUGCAUCUUUAGAAUUGGAUCCCUCCAACGUCUGGGCACUCACUUAUCGUGGUGAGGCAUUUCUGGCGUUGGGAAGAUAUGACGAGGCACUGCGAGACUUGAACAAAGUGCUGGAGGGAUUGCCCGACUGGGGAUAUCCGUUAGCGUUGAGAGGUAUCGUGUAUCGACUAAUGAGAUCUUAUACAAAGGCCACGGUGGACUUGGAUCGAGCAUUGCAAAACAUGAAAGACAAGGCGUUCAACAUUGACUACGAGACAAAAGCGUUGUGCAACAGAGGAGUAGUGCAUCGCACUCUAGGCAAGAAUCAUGAGGCUGUAAGGGACUUUAACAAAGCGUUACUGAGGGAGCCGAAUAAUAUAUUUGCUUUAUGUGAGCGGAGCAAGGUUUAUGAGGCGAUGGGCAGGAAGGAACGGGCGAAGGCUGAUAUAGAAUACAUACUGCAAGUCGAUCCGAGUAAUGAGUACGCGUUAGAGCGAAGUAAGAAAUUUGAGGAACAAACAUGA